This is a messenger RNA of Polychytrium aggregatum, 1601 nucleotides long. RefSeq lists its product as uncharacterized. NCBI's taxonomy places the organism in Eukaryota, Fungi, Chytridiomycota, Chytridiomycetes, Polychytriales. The transcript has a single exon. Bases 59 to 1444 code for a protein of 461 amino acids. The record is from RefSeq and is a predicted model, not a curated record.
CGAACAGCCUAUCCAGGUCAAGAUUAUCGACACUCCGGGCUUUGCGGAUAUCCGUGGAAUGCAAAAGGACAAAUCAAACAUGGAUUUCAUUACCUCAUAUCUGUCAAACUACCCUGUGAUAGACGGCGUUGUGUUCCUGAUGAAAUCAAACACCAAUCGUCUCAAUGUCUGGUUUCGUCCUUGCAUCAAAGUUCUCUUUUCGAAGUUCCCAACAUUGAGCACCAAGUGUAUCAUGUUCAUGUUCACACAUGCUCGAAGUACACUUUUUCGACCUGGCGAAUCCUUACAGACAUUAAAAUUGCUAAUUGACCGGAUUCGGGAAGAUAAUAUUGCAGAUAUGGCAAUUACGAAUGAGAACUUGUUCAUGGUGGACAAUGAGGCACAUCGCUAUCUCCUCGCCCGAGAGCAGGUUCGGUUUUUUGAAGAUGAAGAGAAUCACUUUGCAAAUUCAUGGGACCGUUCUGCUGAAAAUUGCCAGAGACUUAUCCGCAAGCUUGCCGGUGUGCCUUGGGACAGCCGACACCAGUCUCCACCGAGGUACAAGAUUCGACGUGUCCUCGAAGAACUCCACAGGGCUAUGGUUGAUGUUGCAAUAUCAACAGUGACCGAUGCUCGCUUAAUUCAGCACCAUAUGUCAGCUUUGGCGUCCAAACAAGUGGAUGUUGGUGAGCUGAAAAAUUCUCUCCAUAUAACAAGCUUGAAGACAGUUCGAAGAAAGCUCCCAUACCCGAUCUUGGUCUGCACCCAUGAAAAUUGCAUCGAAAGCAUACAAUGUGAAGACGGACGAUCAAUUACUGAUUACGUGACUCGAUGUCAAGUUCCGUGCUACAUCAAAGAACAGCCGAGUCAUCUGUCGACAACUCCUUCCCUUCGAAACUGUCCCUCGAUGCGGCUGGGAACCUGCCGAAAGUGCUCUCAUGACCACACUCAUCAUUUGCCUAUUGAUUGGGAAAUUGGAUACCAACACUGCGAGAUGGUAGACAAUCGGGUUCAGCAGCAGAUAGUAGCGGCUGAAGAAACAAAUGCCACCAUUCAAAUGCAGAUCCAAUCACAACGCGACACACUCGAACAACUUGAAUUCGAGCAGCUUGAUAUCGUGAAGAUAUUUGCAUCCUUCGCCGCCUUUUUGCAAGUCUGCAGUCCUCAGCCUUCAACAGAUGUAUUCCGAAACCUCCUCGAUAGUCGCCUCAAAACGGAGAGAGAAUCCACGGCGAUAGAAUAUCGUCAGCUGAAAACUGAUGAGUCCAGAGUCGCGAUACUUGACAAAUGGAUAGAAAAUUAUGAUGAUCAGAAGAAUAUCAUUCUUGAAGGUAUGUCCAGCCAGCCUGCUUGGAAAACGAAGUCGGAGAAUGUCGUGAUCCAGAUGGGCAAGCUUUACAAACUCAAACACAGCGGAUCUCAGUUCAAGGCGCUUGCGUAUAAUCCAAUGUUCGAUGUUGUGUGAACUGGGAAUACGACGUAAAUGAAUCCGGUUGGGGUUUGGAUUUUCAGGAAAGUAGGUCUAGAACGACCCUGUAUCUGGCCUUUUUUUUUUUGUCAAUAACGAAGAGUUUGAGUGUUCUCGCCACCAGCAUCACUGAUGCUCAAAUAACAAAGGUUAC